UCUGCAACUACUAGCGCUGGCUUGGUUUAUGCUUUUGUUUUGAAAUUUAGUUGAACCGGAAGUGUACGCGCUACCGGAAACGUCUGUAUACUGUAUUUGAUAACACGUGGAUUUGACACUCAACACUGCCGACGCACUUAAUAAUGCCAAGUGAUUACAGUUUUACACAGAAAAGUAAAUUUUAUAAUAGUGUCUAUUCGUAGCAAAUAUUACAAAUUGUGUCACACGACAACUGGCGACAUGGAGUAAAAUUAGCUUGCGGCCAAGCUACAAGCUAAAAGGUAGGUUAUUUACUGUAGUCAUGGCUGAUGCGUUUAGUAGCAGCUCGGAAACCGUAAUACAGCGUCAAGUUGACGUCCAAAAUGCUAGGAGCACACCUCUGGAAAAGCUUGACGAGUUCUAUCAAAUACAGAAAACCUGCGAUUUUGUCCGUCAGAAUGACUUCAGGAAGGUUGCGCUGCAGUUUCCUGAUGAACUCCUGCAUGACUCCACCGCAAUUGCUGCCGAGAUAGAAAGAAUUACUCAGGCGAAGUUGUUCAUUCUAGGGGACACAUCCUAUGGCAGUUGCUGCGUGGAUGAGGUGGCAGCAGAGCACGUUGGCGCCGACUGCCUGGUGCACUACGGCCGCGCCUGCCUGAGCCCGUCCAAACGGCUGCCCCUCAUGUACGUCUUUGAGAAAGCGAGCAUCGACUUGGACAAGUGCAAUUCGGCCUUCCGAGAAUUGUAUACUGACACUGAGGCCCAUAUACUCAUACUCUACGAUGUUAGAUACACACAUUCUAUUGAUAAUCUUGUAUCACUGCUAUGUGAGGACUAUCCAAAUGUUGUUUCUUCACAACUUGUUGUGGAAGGCGAGCAAUGUUACAGCCACGGCCAGAGUAAAAAAGAGCCUGACUCUGCUGUAGACAAGCCCUGUAUUCACUUCGGAAGGCAGUUGUCCCUAAAGAGUGGACUGAGCAUCGAGGAUUAUAAUAUGUUCUUCGUGGGCCAAGAUGGAGCAACUUUGCGCAACUUCAUGAUGACGUGGAACCGCUGUUCCUUCUCCUCUUUUGACCCCGAGACAUCUACCGGGAGGGCAGAGUCGGCCGGUAUCAACCGCGCACUGAUGAAGAGAUUCUACGCUAUCGAGAGGGCGAAGGAUGCCAAUGUAGUGGGCAUUUUGGUGGGCACUCUUGGCGUGGCCAACUACCUGACUAUAAUCCAGCAGUUGAAAGACGCUAUCCGCAGUGCUGGCAAGAAGAGUUACGUGUUUGCAAUGGGGAAGCUUAACGUGCCCAAGCUUGCCAACUUUCUGGAGAUAGAUAUUUUUGUUUUGAUUUCCUGUCCUGAGAACGCACUACUGGACUCCAGUGAGUUUUACCGACCUGUGGUAACACCAUUCGAGAUGGAAGUAGCCUGCAAUAGGAACAGGGAGUGGUCCGCGCAAUACGUCACUGACUUUCGACAUCUUUUGCCAGGUGGACCAAAUUACGUGCCUCUGCCAAAAGAGCUAGAAGAAUGUGACGAAACAGACGUGUCCUUAAUCACCGGUGCUAUGAGGAGCUACAAGCUUGACUGCGAUCUUGCAGAGUCCUCAAACAGCUCUUCACUUGUCUUAAGAAACCACACACUGACCGUGGCCAACUCCAACUCUGCCGCAUCAUUUCUGGCAACUCGGAGCUGGCGUGGCUUGGAGCAAAAGUUGGGGGAGACGCCUGUGGGGAAAGCUGUGGAAGGCAGGAGAGGUAUCGCUAUUGCCUAUGAAGAAGAAGGAGGAUAGUUGACAUUAUUUUAAAGAAAUUUUGUGAGUUGUGCAUUUCAGUUUGCAUACAUCACUGGUCAUUCACAGGAACUUCCUCCACAAAGGAUACAGGAAAGAUGCCAGUGUUUCCAUUAGAAUGUCCUUCCAACCAGUCCUGGUUAACUGCAGGGGGGAAAAAAGUUUGAUCAUGUCUGAACUACAAAGAAAAAAAGUGAUAAAAGGGGUGCUUUCUCACUUUUACUGAUGAGAGUGAUUUUAUCUCCCUGGUUAAAAUUGAGAUCCUCAGGAUUUGAUGAUUCGUAAGAGUGAAGUGCCACAAAAACAAUCUCAUUCUGUGGUUGCUGUACUCCAGUUUGCUAAACAGGACCACUUAGUAAAUUUAGAUCAAUUUUAUGGUGGGUGUUUAAAUUUUUAUGUACUCACGUCCUUGAUAUUACACCACAAUGUCAGGUGCUUGUUCUGAGCGCGACCCCAAACGCUCUCCAUGUCUGUGUUCUCAUUCAAGACACUUGUUGGAUCUGAUGUCAACCUUCAUUGAACGCAAAUUUGUGCACAACUUAAUCAUGUAAAAUGACACUUGUAACAUGUUAAUCUUACCUCAACGUGACUGAAACGGUGGAAACGUUCAGUUUUUUACUGAUCUUUUCGAUAAGUGUCGAGUAAGUGGAGCCACUUGUUAGAGACACUGCAAAGUUGAAUGUGUAAUGCACUUUGACAAUACACGAGUUGUCAGGAAGUUGGGCCUCCUGAUGUGAGGACAAAAUCAUGUAGAAAGUUUUUCAAUUUUUUUUUUUUUUUUAAUGAUUGCAUACCUCCUGCCGUAAAUCUCCAUUGCUUCUGUCUGUACGAUUGAGACCUGAAGAAAAUGUCAUUCACAAAUUUCACCAAUCACCAAACAUAUUUUUGAAAAUUAUGUUCAAAUAAUUAAUGCACACCUUGUUUCCUUUCUGGCCUGGUCGGUGGUUCCCGAUUUGGAGGUUCUGAUAGUUCCUGUUUACCAAUAAACAGAAAACAGCGGGGAUUAUAAAAUCAACAUGGCCUUCAACCAGAUCCAAUAAAAUGUUUUGACUGUGACAAUGAACUUCUCACGUUCUUCUGCUUAGUAUCCAAGGACAUUUCCAUGCGUUCCAGGUAAUUGUAAGGAACAAGUCCCUUCUGUGUUCAAAUCAUAGUUGAUAUGUGAAAUUUAGAUUGAGUACAAAUGAUGUAUAGUAUAGUAAGGCAAGCAGUCUCACUCUUCCGUUAAAGACGACUGAGGCCCAGUUGUCGGACCCUUUCUGCAGAACAAACACAAUAUUGCCAGGGACAACAGCCAGCUCGUCGCUCGUCUCGGGGAUAAACUCGUAGCGCACGAUGUGAGGGUCUCCUUCCAAAGCCCUAAGAAGAUCAGUUGUUUGUAAUGUAAUAUCAGUGGUGGAAUAUAAUGAAGUAAAAGUACUUCGUUACUGUACUUACAGUUGU
This is a messenger RNA of Corythoichthys intestinalis (scribbled pipefish), 3202 nucleotides long. It is a transcript of the gene dph2, whose product is annotated as diphthamide biosynthesis 2. The transcript has 7 exons. Gene Ontology annotation, biological process: protein histidyl modification to diphthamide. NCBI's taxonomy places the organism in Eukaryota, Metazoa, Chordata, Actinopteri, Syngnathiformes, Syngnathidae. The coding region runs from base 302 to 1759 and encodes 485 amino acids. The record is from RefSeq and is a predicted model, not a curated record. Gene Ontology annotation, molecular function: 2-(3-amino-3-carboxypropyl)histidine synthase activity.